AUAUCAGGAAAUUGUGAACGUCACUCAUUUGCUAUGGACGGCUACACAAUCAUGGACAUGGAUCCGUAUUCGCGGAUGAUGUACGAAGAUGAUGCCCAGCCAAGAACAUUAUAUGUUGGGAACCUGGAUCGACGGGUCACAGAGGAGCUGGUUUUCCACCUCUUUUUACAGAUUGCUCCGUCAAAGACGAAGAGUUGUAAAAUGAUUGCAGAGCAAGGGAAUAGUGAUCCCUACUGUUUUGUAGAAUUCUACGACAGUGUGACGGCAGAAACAGCAAUGGCAGCAAUGAAUGGCAGGACAGUAUUUGACAAAGUGAGUAUUUAUAUUUAAUGUCUUUGAAUUGUUUUUGAUUAAUUUUUAUUGGACGUUCGUUUUAACUGUUGUGUAUGUGGUAUGCGUCAAUGUUAUUUGAUUUCAAUUUAUUUGUACUUAUUUAGGGCUCCAUGUAAGACCACUGUUUAAGGGAGAGUGAUAUGCAUUUUGUAUAACUUAAAGGGGCUUUCACAAUUGCUUGUGCGAUCGUUUGCGAUCAUUAGGUCACAAUAUAUGCUGCUCAGAAUCGCAACGGUUGUAAGCAGUCGCACCAUUAAUUGUGAAAGGGGCUUUACAUGAGAAAAUUCAUUUAAUUUUCCUUUGCAAAAUGAAAUUCAUGUUUUUACUUUGUUCAUUUUCUAUGAGAAAACAGAAUUUCCAUUUUAGAUCAAGUUUGAAACAGAAUCACAGGUUUUCAUAAACAGAAGAGACUAUUUUUUUUAAAUAGAAAAUUACUAUUUACAUCAUUGGUGAAUUGUCUCCUUUGACGAAAGAUAAGAGAAUAAAUAGAUAAAUGGAAACUCGGGUUCACAAUUUGUCAAAGCUAUGUGACAAAAAAAACAUAAAAGUAUAUAAGGUAGCAUGUUCAGACUGCUACUUACGAACCAUUUGAGUGGAAUGCAAAUGUGUAGGGCCAACACAUACACCUAACAUUACACGUAAGUAUACACCUAAAGCACCCGAGUGAAAAUUUGAUUAUCAAAUGUUAAAAGUUCUACCUCCAUGGAUUAUCCAAAAUCAUAACUUGUGUGGUUUUAGUAUCUCACGCUUGGACUGAUACCACAUCAAAAAUGAUACCAAAUGAUCUGAGAUAAAACGCUGUUCAAUUACUAUUUGCUAUUCAUAAAUGCGUUUUAUAUUAUUAUAACUGUUAAUAUUUGUUCAAGUGCAAACUCUCUUUAACUCACUGUCUUUCAGGUUUUGUAAAUUCUCCUUUUCAUUGACAAAUAGAAAGUUUCUGUUAAUAUCAUGAUUUUUUUUUGUUAAAGGACAAGUCCACCCUACCAAAAAGUUAAUUUGAAUAAAAGGAGAAAAAUCAAACAAGCAAAACACUGAAAAUUUCAUCAAAAUCGGAUGUAAAAUAAGAAAGUUGUGACAUUUAAAGUUUUGCUUAAUUUCACAAAAACAGUUAUAUGCACAUCCUGGACGGUAUGCAAAUUGGCAGACUGAUGACGUCACCCACUCACUAUUUCUUUUGUAUUUUAUCAUAUGAAAUAUGAAAAAUUCAAAUUUUCUCCCCAUUGUCAUGUGAAACAAAAUUUUAUUACUCCCUGAACAUGUGGAAUUACCAUUAUUUUAACAGUUUAUGGUUAAGUCAAGUUGGUCCUUAUUGUCAAAUCUGUAAAAAUUGAAAUAUUGUAUAAUUCAAACAAUAAAAAACAAAAGAAAUAGUGAGUGAUGGACAUCAUCGACUCUCUCAUUUGCAUAUCGCUGAGUUGUGCGUUUAA
This is a messenger RNA of Lytechinus pictus (painted urchin), 1760 nucleotides long. RefSeq names its product nucleolysin TIAR-like. Lineage: Eukaryota; Metazoa; Echinodermata; Echinoidea; Temnopleuroida; Toxopneustidae. Bases 34 to 330 code for a protein of 98 amino acids. The transcript has 4 exons. The record is from RefSeq and is a predicted model, not a curated record. Gene Ontology annotation, molecular function: RNA binding.